Messenger RNA from Sinocyclocheilus grahami, 1693 nucleotides. Its product is annotated as phospholipase D3-like. The coding region runs from base 63 to 1283 and encodes 406 amino acids. Gene Ontology annotation, molecular function: catalytic activity. NCBI's taxonomy places the organism in Eukaryota, Metazoa, Chordata, Actinopteri, Cypriniformes, Cyprinidae. The record is from RefSeq and is a predicted model, not a curated record. The transcript is spliced from 9 exons.
AUCUCUUUCGUGCUCAUUAAUGCCUGUGUGACGUGUGUUUAUGACAAACAUCAGUGCACUGAAUGAGAGAAAUCAUCAGCACCUGCUUCAACAUGCCAGCAUCUUCACGGCUGCUGGACGGUCACGAACUGACGUCUCCGUAUAAGAGUCUACAUGACAGCUAUGUGUCCGAUCGCAGGGACUCCAAGUGUCCCGUCUCGGCUCUGCUGGCCGCUGGAUGUCUGCUGUUUUUGGGGAUUUUAUUGGCCGUGGCUGUAAUAGAGACGUUAAAGAAUGAGGAUCGGAUCCACGAGGCUCUGAAUCCUCCUCAGACACCGCCGUGCUGUAAUCAAAGCGGCCCCAUCGAGCAGAGCAGUAUUGUUCUGGUGGAGAGUUUUCCUCUGGGUGUGGAUUACGGGAGGAAGGUGAGCGCUGGAGUGGAUCUGUUUGAAGCCUGGAAGGAUCUUCUGUCUUCGGCCUCCGAACAGAUCGACGUGGCGUCCUUCUACUGGUGUCUGACCGGCGAAGACAUCAGCGUCAACUCCUCCAGCGACACACCGGGCAGAGAGAUUUUAGAAGAGUUCAAGGCUUUGCCGUCCAGGAACGUGUCUGUGCGCGUCGUCACCAGCAUCCCCACUUUAGCUCCCAAUUCAACCGACCUGAAAGCCCUCAAAGAACACGGAGUGCAGAUACGCCGCGUCAACUUCGGCCGUUUGACCAAAGGAAUCCUUCACUCCAAGUUCUGGAUCGUGGACGGGAAACACGUCUACAUCGGCAGCGCCAACAUGGACUGGAGAGCUUUAACGCAGGUCAAAGAGCUCGGUGUGGUCAUCUAUAACUCCAGCGCUCUGGCUGCUGACCUGCAGAAGAUCUUCCAGUCCUACUGGGUCACGGGUCGCUCCAACGCCUCCAUCCCGGAUCCCUGGCCUUCCGACUACGACACCGACAUCAACGAGGAGCGUCCGCUGCUGCUCAAUCUGAGCGGAGUGGAGAGCAGAGCUUACAUCACGAGAGUGUUUGUGAUUCCAGCCGGAAACCAGUCACACGUCCCUUAUUCCAGAAUCAACCACAACAAAUACCUGGUGACGGAUAAAGUGGCGUAUGUCGGCACGUCUAACUGGUCGGCCGACUACUUCAACACCACAGCCGGCGUGGCUUUGGUGCUUUCCCAGGACGCUUCGGGAAGCUCGUUCCAUCAGCAGCUGAGAGCCGUGUUUGACAGAGACUGGAGCUCUCGAUACUCUCAUCCGCUCGCUGACCUCCACCGAAUCCACGACUGCGCUUUCUCCACCUCUGCACCAUAGACACCUCACUCUCUCAGCGUGAAACCUGAAAUACUCAUAUAUCACGUGCAUGUUAAACAACUGUAACAAGUCUCUAAAUAAGAGAACUAUGUUAUAUGUAUAUGUAGCAAGGCUGCAUUUAACUUCUGUAUGGUUAAAGAAAAAAUGAGUCUCUUAUGCAGUACAGUUAAAUCAGUAAUGCAUUGGAUAGACAAUAGAGUAGAUGCAGCAUUUCAGUGCUUUAGCUUGAAUAUAUAUCAAAGUUAUUAGGACAGUUUUAUGACAGAUUUCCCUGCAUGUCAAGAGAUGUUGAAAUAUUCUGUCAAUUCUGCUCUAGAAUGUAUAAACGGAUGCUAUAUAGAUAUAUAUUUCACAAUCUUUUCUGUCAGUAUUUUUCUCCUCAAUCAUAACAUUUUAAAAAAGUUACAAUG